Molecule: messenger RNA, 2331 nt
Organism: Galleria mellonella (greater wax moth)
Lineage: Eukaryota; Metazoa; Arthropoda; Insecta; Lepidoptera; Pyralidae
Product: facilitated trehalose transporter Tret1-like
Exons: 3
Coding region: 243-1760 (505 amino acids)
Biological process (GO): transmembrane transport
Cellular component (GO): membrane
Molecular function (GO): transmembrane transporter activity
Source: RefSeq, a predicted model, not a curated record
CCAAUCCAAAGGACACAGUCAUGUCCAAUCAAUAAUAUGUACUCGUAUUAUUAGUCAGUACAGAAUAGGUUCUGCGUGUAUUCAUGCAAGUGUAAGAAAAAAAAGUAAAAGAAAAAAAAAUAAUGAUAGAAUAUAUUCUUUAGAACGGAUUAAAAAAAAAUUUAAGAUUUCCGUUAUAUUAGUUUGGUGGUGUUGUUUUUUUUUUAUUAUAAUCGAUUCGUCUACAUUUUUAUUUUUUGAAAAUGGAAGGCGAUUCACCUAAGAAUAAGGAAUCGUCGGUACCGUUUUUGCGGCAGUGCUUCUUAACGGCCAGCGUUUGUAUCAACAUAAUGGGUCACGGUUGCGUCAUUGGUUUUUCUGCUAUUUUAAUACCUAGUCUAAGGAAACCAGACUCGUACAUUCAUGCCACACCAUCACAGGAGUCUUGGAUAGCCUCCGUGAUUGGCUUCGCCCUCAUAUUUGGCAACAUCAUUAUAACUGGAAUAACGGGAAUAAUUGGAAGAAAGAAAUCACAUUUGCUGAGCACAUUUCCUCUACUUGCGGGCUGGUUUCUCAUAGUUCUUGUCAGCAGCGUGAAUGGCCUGAUCCUUGCUAGGCUUCUUCAGGGUAUUUCUAUGGGCAUCCUGGGGCCACUAGGCUCUAUUAUUAUAGCAGAAAUGACAGACCCCAAAAACCGUGGCGGUUUCUUAACAUGUGUGUCCCUGUCUUUAUCAGUAGGGGUCCUUUUCUGCCAUGUCUUAGGCACCUUUUAUACUUGGCAGCAGUGCGCUGUGAUGUGUUCGUUUAUUACAUUCAUUGGCUUGGUUAUGAUUAUUUAUACUCCUGAAUCACCACCUUGGCUAAUAUCAAAAGGCCGUUACACGGAAGCCACCGAGGUAUUCUACUGGAUGCGCGGUCGAGGAGACCAGCAGGAGUACGAGCUAGAAAAUAUGAUAAUCGCUCAAAAAAUGGCAAGGAAAGCCAGUUAUGCUGAGGAGAACUUGCCUCUUAAGACGAAAGUUAAAUAUUACUUCGUUUAUCUGAGAAGGUGUUUUAGAAAGCCUGAGUUUUACAAGCCCAUAUUUAUAAUGAUGGUCAUGUACUCGAUGUUCCAAUUGGCCGGUCUAAAUGUGAUUAGUUCUUACGCCAUGGACAUUAUAAAGGAAGUGGUGGGUCCCGAUGCCAACGUUAAGCUCCUAAUGAUAGCGCUAGAUAUAGAAAGAUUGGCUUGCAAUGUGAUAGCAGUGUUUGUUAUGAGGACUUUCAACAGACGAACCGUAUUGUUUACAAGCGGCAGUAUAUGUGUCUUAUCAUACAUCAGCAAAGGGACUUACGUUUAUGCGAAACAACAUAACCUUCUGCCAUUCGAGAAUCAAUGGCUUCCAAUCACGUUGAUAGCUGUCUACAUGUUCUCUAUAACUAUUGGUCUUUCCUCAGUGCCAUUUGCGAUAUCGGGGGAAAUAUUCCCCUUGGAGUAUCGUGGUGUGGCUGGAGGAUUAAGUGUUAUAUCCUUAUCGCUAAAUUUCUUCGUGGCGGUCAAAUGUUUUCCACUUCUUACAAAUGCUCUAGGUCUACCAUUGACGUAUUACUUUUACGGUGCUAUGGUGUUUAUUUGUUUGCUAUAUCUUUACUUCACAUUACCGGAAACGAAGGAUAGGACGUUACAAGAGAUAGAAGAUAGUUUACGGGGCAUUGGGCCUAGCGACCAUAAAUACACAGAGCCACUAAACAAAGAUGGGAGAAAUGGAAUGCGCAGAUGUAGUUCCCAUAUAAUUUAUUAAUUAAAUCGAAUCUAAUGUUGGAAUAAAAUAAUAUUUAAGUAGUCUUUGAAAUGUAAAUGAUAUUAUCAAUGUUUGUGUAAAGUCUAGACAAAGACCCACGGAUAGAGGUUAGAACGUUUAAAAAUAACAAAUGUCUGUCGUUUUACAAGAGUCAAGACAUAAAAGGUAACAAAAUUUGUUAUCUGCUUAGUGUUAAUUAUUUUAAGGUUUAUAGACAAAAUAGAGAUAUUUAAAAAUAAAUCAGUAUACUAAGAGAUCCUUAAAGAGAAUAUAAAAAUGCACUGUCAAACAAGUGUUAUUUGUAACUAAUAGUUCAACUAGCUACUUGCUUGCAAGGAACGUAGUCAAAUUAAGAAAAAAAUAAAGCUUUCAUACAAAUUCGACAUUCACGUGCUCGGUUAAGUAUAAAAGAUUUUUACGAAUAAAUAUACCCGUAAAUUGGAUAUUAAUAUUUGUGAAAAAGGUUCAAAAAUACUUUUUUAUAAUUAGACUACACGCCAUUUAGCCUGGAUUUUGUCUUACUGCUAAUGUUAUAUUAAAUUGAGAUAAAAAAAUAAAAUAUUUAAAAUCU